Messenger RNA from Pseudoliparis swirei, 4343 nucleotides. RefSeq names its product Kruppel like factor 5a (gene klf5a). The transcript has 4 exons. Gene Ontology annotation, molecular function: DNA-binding transcription factor activity, RNA polymerase II-specific; RNA polymerase II cis-regulatory region sequence-specific DNA binding. Lineage: Eukaryota; Metazoa; Chordata; Actinopteri; Perciformes; Liparidae. Gene Ontology annotation, biological process: regulation of transcription by RNA polymerase II. Bases 127 to 1671 code for a protein of 514 amino acids. The record is from RefSeq and is a predicted model, not a curated record.
UCGAUCACCUCCACCACACGCACUCCACUUCGUCGGCUGCGCUCCUUUCACCGCGGCGCGCCGUAAGCAUCCUCCCUUCUGCGUAACCGCACGAGCGUUCAUCUGCGCUGCCGCAUCGGGAGCUUCAUGGCCGCGACACUCGCGAUGAGCGGCGGCGGCGGACAGGAGGACACCUUCUACCCGCUGCAGAAGGCGCCUCUGCCCGCCGUUUUCCCCUUGGAGGAGUCGGCGUUGUUCGGCUUGGACUGCAAGAUCACCGACGCGGACAAGACCGGACAGCACGACUACACGCAGGUAAAGUGUGAGAUGGACCGGUACCUCUCCCCUCAGUCUCUUCCCCUUCCGCCUCACGCAGACAGCCAGCAGAAGUCGCAGAGAGACAGUGCGUCUGCACUGGAUCAGUUCUUCAACGGCGAUCACACCGGCGCUCCCUACACCCUCAACAUGAAUCUUUACCUCCCUGACGUUGCCUACCUGAGGAUGGGCUUGUGUCAGCAGAUGCGGCCCCCUCAGCACCAGAACCACGCAGGUCACCCCCAAAUCAAAACGGAGUCGGCCUCCCCGUGUUUCUCCCCCAACAUCCAGCUGCACUGCCCGAACGCCACGUCUGCGAGUGUCUGCGGCGCGUCCGCUCACGAUCCCGGCAGUAUCGCCAUGGAAACCUCAACCAUAAACAUGACGCUAACGGGGUUACCGGACUUCACCAGUGUCUUCAGCCAGUCGGGGGGCAGCCGCGGCGACGAACCAGCGCCAGAAGUGUUCAUCAAACAGGAAAUGCCGUCGCAAUUCGAGCAGCAUCCCCUCCACCACCAUGACAACAGCGGCUCGCUGUUUCAGCUCCUAAACUCCGGCUUGAACCAUCACCAUGGCAAUGGUAUGGAGGCUCAGCAUCAGCAGCAUCAUCAUCACCAUCACCAUCAUCAUCAUCAUCAGCAGCAGCAGAUACAACACACUUCCACAAUUCACGCGCCUUUCCAUAAUUUGCCGGUGGCUUCUUCUGCAUCUCAACAAGAGCAGACGGCCAAGCCGGCCUACUGCGGCCUGGCCGGCGGGGGCUACACGCACCCUCACGUUCAGGCACACCCCCACUUCCUCCAGCAGCAGGUGCCCUACCUGCCACCCUCUCCGCCGAGCUCGGAGCCCGGCAGCCCCGACAGGCAGAAGGAGCUGCUCCACAACAUGUCCCCUCCUCCCUCAUACGCAGCCACCAUCGCCUCCAAGUUGUCAGGCAGCACCCCCGGACUCGGACCCGGCCCGGGACCAGGCGGCUUGGCGCCGCCUCACACUACGGGGCCCACACCGGCCCCGGGCCAAGUCGCUCCUGCAGCGACCGCAGCCCCGACCCCAGCUCAGACCACCGUGCCUGCCCGCUACAACCGGAGGAACAACCCGGACUUGGAGAAACGACGGAUCCACCACUGUGAUUACCCAGGAUGCAAGAAAGUCUACACCAAGUCUUCCCAUCUGAAAGCCCACCUCAGGACUCACACGGGUGAGAAGCCGUACAGGUGCACGUGGGACAGCUGCGACUGGCGCUUCGCACGUUCGGAUGAGCUGACGCGCCAUUUCCGAAAGCACACGGGCGCCAAACCCUUCCAGUGCGCCGUCUGCUCGCGCUCCUUCUCCCGAUCCGACCACCUCGCCCUGCACAUGAAGAGACACCAGAACUAGCGGCGUCGCACACACUCCAAAUACACAAGCACUAUCUUGACACGCAUAAAGCACUCGCGACACCUCCCACAACAGCAGCGGUGCAAGCCGCCCGCCGACACCGCGGCUGCUCCCGGUGCUGCUAUCCUGCGCCGAAACGGUGCGAUAGCCUGACGAGCGUGUCGCUCUUAACCCAAAGGGGGACACGUCGGAGGUCGGAAAGUAGAAAGGUGAUGGACAAAUGAAGUCCGUGUCUCCUAACCUCCAGGUAUACUUGGUAUAUAUAUUUCUUUGGACGGACACAAAGAAGACAAAAAUUGUCUCGGAAAAAAAGGGAAAGGUCGCUUCAAAAAUGUGUCUCCAGUGCAACUGGACUCGUUGGAGUGACUGGAAUGAAAGCACUCAAAACUUUUACAUCUUUUGUCUGGUUCCUCUAACAUAGAACUGGCUUCGUUUUUUUUCUUUUGUUUGUAAAACUAGUCGAGCCAAAUCUUUGUUUACUCCUUGGUUUGUUAGUUUAUUCACAUAACUAAUGUAACAUCAUUUUUUAAAUUUCUUCCCUUUAGCCAAAUCCUUUGGUUUGCACUAGAAUUGGUCAUAUACGUCUUUUUGGCCCAUGUGUCUCAUUCACCACUGGAACAAUCAUUAUCGCUACUGGACUCGAUGUCUGUGAACGCCACACACAUCAUUGCUGUUCAGACAUUAAAAAUUGAAGGCAUUUAUACUCUGGAGAGAGGGGAGAUAGUGCAGGAAAACACGAGGGCGGGGUGGAGAUGAAGGGAUUUUAGUUUUUAACGAGAGGAGAUCUGAGGACGACGGAGAAAGAGAGGAAGGUGGACUGUUGCUAAAGAUCAGCAAUUAGCUGAUGAAUUAUUCAUGUUGUCUGUCGGUGGGUUUCCAACCAGAGAAAUGUAAACGGAACCGGUCGACACAUUCUAGAAAUCAUUCAGUUCAAACUGAAUUCACCGUGCUUGAUGCUGUUGAGUUUUUGAGCAUCUUCAAAAUACAAUUACUGUACAUCUCAUCCAGCUUUUUUUUCUUUUCUUUUUCUUUCCUUUAAAAGGUGUUAAAAAUGUUUUAACCAAAGUAACAUCCUCAUCACCAACACCUUAUUAAGUGCCUCCUUCUCAGAUGUAUGUGGUUUUGUUCAGUGGUAGCAGAGAUGUGAUCAAUGUUGUCCUUUAAAACACACGUAAUGCUGUUUUUUUAAUUCUCAAUCUAUUGAAAUGAAUUUAAUAUUUAGAUAACAAGGUUUACCCAUCAUGCAUUGUGAUUCAACAGGCCAGACCACUUCACGGACAUCCUGAGUUCAUGUGGAACUUUUUUUAAAUAAAAAUGUCAGCCCCCUCUCUGGGGGCUUUCACUCUGACUCUGUACACAACAAACUUACAAUCUGUCUCCAUCAGUCAGUCGAACAUGGACGUGUGUUUCAUGAAUGGAUAAGUUCACAUUUAUUCAAAGUCUUUCUUAAAACAACAUGCCUGUGUGGUUUUUGCAAGAGUUAUAUGUUGUGCAAGUGUUCCCUGUUUAAAACGUUUUCAGUGUAAGUGAUGGGAGACAAAAUCGACAGUCCUCGUAAAAAAAAGAAAAAGUAAUUGUGUUAAGCUGAACACAACGUGAGGCGUCAUCAUAUUUCAGUCCUUCGUGCAGUAUUCCCUCUUUGACAGACAGUCGCUGUGUUUCCAGAAACAUAUUUUUAGGCAUAUUUUAAAAUAUCUCAUUAACCAAAUUUGAUAAUAAAAAAAAGACAUUGAUGUACUAAAUGCAAAAAAAUUAUUUGGACAAAUUUAUUCUUCGGGCUUUCACGAUAGAGGUUUAGAAAUGAACUGAAAGUCAUUUGGAGCUGACCUCUACUCUUUGACUUUUUGAUUUUAGCCACGUGUAGAGCGAACACACCGCCAACUACUGAUGUUUAUUCUCACCAAACCAGUUGACGGAAAUGCAUCUUAUUCGCAUUUUCGUUUUGCAACAGAAGCGUAAAAAUUCGCUUUCAAAUCGCGACUGGUGUCGUAGAGCUGUUGUGGAAUAACUCAGAAACUUACCCAUUUUAGUAUUUUUUUGGCGAAUAGUAACUUUGGUUGAAGUCAUUUUACCAUUAAAAAAAGAUUGUGUCGAAUCAAUCGAGAACUCCUUCCUGUGCGCUGCACGAGGCUGUUGUUUUAAGAAUGACUUGAAAAAAUGUCACCGUCGUCCUUUUAAUGUGCGUUUGAAUGUCCAUUUUGAAGGUGUGAUUUUGCCUGCACCUAUAACUGUAUUUGUUCAUUCACUGCAGGUAGCAUCAAGAUAAUAUAGCACUGUAAUGUUUCAUGGUAAAUCUGACUAUUUAUUUGAUUGUGUAGAAGUGAGGGUUGUAUUAGAUCAACCGUCUUUCUCCCCAGCAAAAAAUGCCUUAAUGUAAAUAUAUGCACUGUAAAUAACUAUUGAUUUGUUUCCCUCUUUUGUUAUUGUUUUGUAAACAAAAGGGCAAAAAGAGGAAAAUGCCCUGCAUCCAAAAAUAUUUGAGCCUUUUUUUUUUCUUUUGGUUUUGUUUUCUUGUCGAAGAUAUUUUGAUGCCAUUGUUUUAUAUAUUGUCCUUCCAACAACUUAUUUUGUAGAUUUGUUUUCUUCCUAGUUAAACGUUCCAAAGACAAAAGUUGUUUUUUCUUCAACUGAGUGAAACCGAUCCUAAUAAAGUCGACUGACACUUUUACAGA